AUGGGAGCCGCAUACGGAACGGCGAAGUCAGGAAUUGGUAUCUCCGGAGUGGGAACCUUCAGGCCGGACCUGAUCAUGAAGUCUUUGAUUCCCGUCGUCAUGUCCGGUAUUAUCGCAGUUUACGGCCUCGUCAUCUCGGUGCUCAUCGCCGGUGACAUGGAUCCUCCCCCGAACAAGCAUAUGAGCCUUUACACUGGCUUUAUGCACCUUGCUGCGGGGUUGUCGGUUGGCCUCGCAGGCGUGGCUGCCGGUUAUACUAUUGGUGUUGUCGGAGAUGCGGUAAGCAGUCAUUGCGAGGAGUGUCUGGAUGGAAGUGCGCAGGUGCUAAUAUGGAUACAGGGUGUUCGUGCGUACAUGCAGCAAUCUCGAGUUUAUGUCGGUAUGAUUCUUAUCUUGAUUUUUGGCGAGGUUCUUGGUCUCUACGGGUAUGUGCACAUCCACUGGAGCAGAUACGAUACCGUACUUACACUCAUAGAUUGAUUGUUGGCUUGAUUCUCAACUCCAAAAGCUCUGGCUGAGCGGGUUCUGCAUGUUGCGCUUGGUGUUCCCGGUUCUUGGCCACUCAUGUCCACCAUGGACGUGUUUUUGUCCCCUAUAGAAAUACUGCUGUACAGAUGAGUGCAGCCAAAUUGCGAUCAAGAAGUGGCAAUUCUGCUUAUUGUCCAGGGACCAUUCAGUCGUUGGCGCUGACACUGGUAUUGAUGCCUUUCGUCCGGGGAGGUCUGGUGUCUUGUACUAGUACAUUGCUGGAGUGUUGAAAUAGCAUAUACGUUACUUGAAAUGUCAUUAUAU
This is a messenger RNA of Aspergillus eucalypticola CBS 122712, 792 nucleotides long. Its product is annotated as V-type proton ATPase proteolipid subunit. Gene Ontology annotation, cellular component: proton-transporting V-type ATPase, V0 domain. The transcript has 3 exons. The record is from RefSeq and is a predicted model, not a curated record. Bases 1 to 480 code for a protein of 159 amino acids. Lineage: Eukaryota; Fungi; Ascomycota; Eurotiomycetes; Eurotiales; Aspergillaceae. Gene Ontology annotation, biological process: proton transmembrane transport. Gene Ontology annotation, molecular function: proton-transporting ATPase activity, rotational mechanism.